GAAGCUACUGUAACGCUCUGGUUUACUUCGGUCACCUCCCGGCCACCGUAGUUACGGGGGAGACUAUCCAAGAUGGCGCUGCGCACAAUUUGUGCUGCUGCGCUGCGAACUGGGACAGAUUUAGGGGUCAAUAACGCAAGGACAAUUGCUACAACAGUAGUCCUCGGCACACAGGUACCUCCGCUGGGUCCUAUGCCCAAUGAGGAGAUCGACACAUCAAACCUGGAGUCUCUGGAGAAAUACCGCAGCUACACCCGCUACUUCAGACAGGCAGAGGAGGCUAAGAACAAGCGCGUAUGGUGGAAGACCUACAGGAGCUAUGUGGAAGCGGCUGAUCCUGAGCAUGGUGCAGAGAGAGUGGACAUUGGGCUGCCUUACUGUAGCCCCAGCAGGACCAAAGAGGUGAAGGAGAGGAGGAAUGUGAUGAGGGAAAACAAGAGGAACGUUGAAUUGGAGAGAGCCUCCCGUCUUCGUACUUUAAAGAUCUCCUUGGAUCGAGUGCAGCAAACCUGGGAGAAGACCAGUGGACCGUUCGAUAUAAAGAAGCUGGCAGACCACUAUGGGGUCUUCAGGGACCUCUUUCCAAUGGCGUAUUUUCUACCUCAGGUCACUCUCUGCAUCAGCUACAGCCAGGGAGCUGAUGGCCGAGUUCAUUAUGGGAAUCAGCUGACGCCUACUGAAGCAGCGUCAGCCCCUCGGAUCAGCUUCGAUGCAGAGGAGGGCUCCCUGUGGACGCUCCUGCUCACCUCGCCAGACGAGCAUCUUCUCGAUAAUGAAGCAGAGUACCUUCACUGGCUUGUGGGGAACAUUCCAGGCACAGCGGUGCAUGCCGGGGAGGAGCUGUGUCACUACCUGCCACCCUUCCCUGCCAGAGGAACAGGCUUCCACCGUUACAUUUACAUCCUCUUCAAGCAGGAGAAACCCAUCAGUUUCCAGGAAGAUUCCCGCCCAUCACCAUGCAACUCCCUGGUUGAUCGCACAUUUAAGACUUUCGAUUUCUACAGAAAACAUCAGGACCACAUGACGCCUGCAGGCCUGGCCUUCUUCCAAUGCCAGUGGGAUGAAUCUGUUUCCAACACCUUCCACAACAUACUUAACAUGAAGGAGCCAGUGUUUGAGUUCAUCAGACCUCCAGUGUACCACCCUCCACAGGUCAAGUUUCCACACAGACAGCCCCUACGGUACCUGGAUCGAUACAGAGAUGGGAAAAAACACAUCUAUGGCAUAUACUGAUUAUGAGAAACAGAUAAAAUUGGAAACUCAUAGUUUUGCAAGUGUGGAGCUUGAUUGGACUGUUUAUGUGCUUAACGUCCUAAUAAAUAGUUUAACUACA
This is a messenger RNA of Girardinichthys multiradiatus, 1333 nucleotides long. RefSeq names its product mitochondrial ribosomal protein L38 (gene mrpl38). NCBI's taxonomy places the organism in Eukaryota, Metazoa, Chordata, Actinopteri, Cyprinodontiformes, Goodeidae. The record is from RefSeq and is a predicted model, not a curated record. The coding region runs from base 73 to 1233 and encodes 386 amino acids. Gene Ontology annotation, cellular component: mitochondrial large ribosomal subunit. The transcript is spliced from 9 exons.